Moesziomyces antarcticus is the source of this 2910-nucleotide messenger RNA. Its product is annotated as garp complex subunit. Gene Ontology annotation, cellular component: GARP complex. Gene Ontology annotation, biological process: retrograde transport, endosome to Golgi. Bases 1 to 2910 code for a protein of 969 amino acids. The transcript has a single exon. The record is from RefSeq and is a predicted model, not a curated record. NCBI's taxonomy places the organism in Eukaryota, Fungi, Basidiomycota, Ustilaginomycetes, Ustilaginales, Ustilaginaceae.
AUGGCGACCCUCUCGUCCGCUCCGGCGCCAAAAGAUGCGGCCGUCACUCAGCUGCAACCGCCGCGGCCCCCGUCGAAACAGCCUACACCACAGCUGCCGCACGACCUUGCUCUCCAGAUCGACCAAAUCCUGUCCAAGCCCUCGGCGCAGCAGACAUCGUCAUCAACACACUCGCUGUCCUCCUCUUUCAGCUUGUCGGACCGUUCUUCACUCGCAGCCCAGCUCGACUCGCUGCUUGCCCAGUCGCUCCCCAAGGAUGAACCCAUCAGUCUGGCUGCCAUCGACCGUGUACAGGCCGUGCUUCGACUGCAGAUCCAGGCAUGUCGAGACCGCAUCGCUCAGCUCACCGCCGAGCUCGAGUCCGAAAUCGACCAAGACCGCAUGUCUCACGUUCAAGACGCCAUCGCCGCCCUCCUCGAGCAGCUCCUCCUCAUCCGCGAAAAGGCGCGCGAGUCCGAAAACGUCGUCAAGGAGAUCACUCGCGACAUUCGCAACCUCGACAUUGCAAAGCGCAACGUCGUCUCCAGCAUGACCGCACUCAAGCGCCUCCAGAUGCUCGUCAACGGCGUCGACCAGCUCCAGCGUCUCGCCGAGUCCAAACGCUACCGCGAGGCCGCAUCCUCCCUCCAGGCCGUCCGCUCCCUCCUCGACUUCUUCCAGGCAUACCGCGGCGUGGAACGCAUCGCUGCCGCCUACAAACAGGUCAACGAGCUCCAGUCCACCCUCCGCACAAACAUCACAAAGGACUACGAAACCUUCUUCCUCCACGAUCCCAACCGCCCCGUCCGCUCCACCAGCCUGCCCGAAUCGGCGCUCGUCAUCGAUGCCAUCGGCCCGGACGCCAAGGCUUCGCUCAUCGACUGGUACUGCUCGCUUCAGCUCCGCGAGUAUCGUCGCAUCUUUCGCGCCACCGACGAGGCCGGUCAGCUCGACAACGUCUCGCGACGCUUCGCCUGGUUCCGCCGCAUCCUCAAGAUCCACGAAGACGAGCACGCACCCGCCUUCCUCGACCACUGGCAUGCAGAGAGGUGGCUCAUCCGCAAGUUUGCAGACGUCACAAAGGAGGACCUCCGCAGCGUUCUCAUCCGCGAACAGUCCCGCCUCAACGUCGCAACCCUCAUGGAGGCGCUCAACUCGACGCUCGAAUUCGAGGCCGCCAUGGCGCGCAAGUACAACAUGCCCUUCGAAGAGCUCAUCGCGCCCCCUCCUGCCUCGACCGGUGCCGGCUCGCAGCCGCAGUCCCAGCCGCAGCCGCAGGUGCAGACGUUGUCCGCCAUCUUUGACCCCUACCUCGGCGUCUUUGUCGACGCCCAAGACCGCGCCCUCUCCGAAAUGUUUGUCCAGUACCGACGCCAGGGCGCUCGCAUCUCCCACGAUGGCUUCGGACCCGAUGCCAACCAAGCCGCUGGGGGCUUUGGCACAGAUGGCGUCUUUGACCCUUCCAGAUCUUCCGACCCUACCGCUGCCAGCUCCAGCGCUAGCACCACCGUGCUGCCCUCGUCCACCGAGCUCUUCUACUUUUACCGCCAGACGCUCGAACAGUGUGCUAGGCUGUCGAAUCGGGAGCCGCUUCGCGACUUGUACCAAGUCUACCGCAAGUGGCUACGCGUGUACGCCGAAGACGUGCUGCGCUCAGCUCUGCUGCGGCCCGAGCCGGCGCGCCGCUCCAUCGACGUGCGGCCCAACAUCGCCGAAAUUCAAAAAUGGUGCCUCGUGCUCAACACCGCCGAUUACUGUGCCACCACGGCCGGCCAGCUCGAAGACAAGCUGCGCGAAAAGAUUCACGCCGACUUCAAGGAUACCGUCAGUCUGGACGACGAGCGCAGCAUCUUCAACACGCUUGUCGCGUAUGCGGUCCAGACGCUCGCUAGGGAGCUCGAGCUGUGUUCCGAGCCCAUCUGGAACUCGAUGCUGCGACCCGCGGUGCCGUGGAAUCAGCUGCAAACCAGGACAGACCGGGCGCACGACGCCGGCGCCGCUUCCCCCAAUUCGCAGUAUGUGACCGACUUGGCGAGCCUGCUCGAGCAGAUCGGCGUCGUGGUGCGUCAGGAUGUCGAGAACAAGCGGUACGUGCGCAGCUGGUGCGACAAGGUCGUCAGCGUCGUCACCACUCGCUUCCUGCAGGCCUUGGUGAGGCUGCGUCCAUUGUCGCAACCGAUGGCAGACCAGCUCCUGGCCGACGCCAGUGCACUCCGCAAGAGUCUCAUCGAUCUUCCUCGGUACCCGAUUGAUGAGCUUGGUGUGGGGACCGACGGCAGUGUCGGAGCGACCGAGGCGAAUCUGUCGCACUGGACGCCUAAGCUGUCGCCCGAGCAGGCGGCGUUGUCGAGCCAAGCGGCUUCGUACGUGCGCUACGUCCACCGCCUCACGGAGCGCAUCGACGUUCUUCUCCGGGUUGUCCUUGCGCCCAUCGAACCCUCCGAUAAUCAGGGCGAUUCACAGCGCGACCUCAUCCACACGUACGUUGCGCUGGUGGCCGACCGAUCGUUUGCCAACUUUCAAAAGGUGCUCGAACUCAAGGGCGUGCGCAAGCUCGACCAGAAUGCGCUCAUCGACCGCUUCCUCUCGUCCACCUCGGCACACGAGGCCGAGGCGGCAGAGGGCGCGAGGCAGUUGGCGGACCAGAGCUUCUUGAGCCAGCUCGACAUGGAUCCGCCCACUCAGCCCGUGCUGUCGUCGCCUUUUACGCCGGCUACACCCUCGUUCCUCGACACGAAUGCGAGGACCGAGCAGAAUCCACAGCGAUCCACAUCGCUCUUUGCUCCAGAUAGCUUGCGCAGUCCCACAGUGGGCUCGGCCGCGACGUUUGAGAGUCAGUCUCAGCCGGGUGGCGCGGGCAGAGCCUUCUCGGACCUCCGCAAGUUUGGUAACUUCUUCGGCGCGUUGGGCCGCAAGGACUCCAAGCAGUAG